Molecule: messenger RNA, 1770 nt
Organism: Polychytrium aggregatum
Lineage: Eukaryota; Fungi; Chytridiomycota; Chytridiomycetes; Polychytriales
Exons: 2
Coding region: 387-1292 (301 amino acids)
Source: RefSeq, a predicted model, not a curated record
CCGACGCAGUUGAUGUACAGAGUCCAAGAUUGAUGGCGAAGACGCCCUCACUGCAAAGCUGAUGGAGGAUCGACCGAGAUGGAGCACAGCGCAGCGCCCUCUUCGUAUCCAACAGGAGUUUCAUGAUUCUAUUGCCACGGACAAACAAAGUGUAGAAUGCUUGACCAGCGCGGACGGCCUGGAGCGGUGGCCGAUCGCUUUGCUUGGUUGAGUCAAAUUCUUGGAUUCAUAACAAGGUUAUGCUCAAGAUUCUCGAAAUGCCAGGGCAAGCAAAUGGAUGCAUCCUGGGAUAGGCUCAUACAGCUUCAGGACGGGGCUCAGAGGCAAUACCGGUAUUCUGGAAAGCACCGACACAUCUGUGGACGCAAACAAGCUACCCAAACACGAUGCCCAAGCCACUUGAGCUGGACACGAAUCCCGCCUAUUUUGAGAAAGCGCUCUGGAUGUGUUCUUCAGAGGGCGCAGUGGAUGUGGUGGCAUGGAGACCGGCCGCAUCGGUCGAGCAACGCAGGAGCAAAUGGCAAGACAGUGGCUUGAUUGGCAGGUCGAACGAAAGCAGGUGCGAACGCAAGUGCAAAGAAGCGAGCCCCGAGGAGCACGCCCUCUGCCUCGAUCAGGGAUUGCUGCAGCCAACGGUCCGGAUCAGGCGCGGGCUGGCUGGCUGGCUGGCUGCGGCAGCUCCCUGGCGCCAUCGAGGCGGCAUCAAGGUUGCAGACGGCAGGUCAGUUGGCAGCAACGUUGCUGGUGGCGCCUGUGGCUCCAGGGCUGCGGGGCUCUGGGGCUUGAUCGCUCCGGCAACUGUACAUGGCUGCCAGGGGGCUCGGCCACAGGGGUGUCUGCGCCGCGCACGUGGGCUGCCAUGGAAGCCAGGAUUGGCGUGCUGGGCCCCGAGUCGCCAGCUGCGCAGCCGCCCAAGCAGGCACAUGGCGGGCUUGGGCGGCCGCAGCCGCUUGCCCAAUGGAUUGGCAGUAAUUUCGGCGAAUCAGCGGCGGGUCUGCUGGCGCCAAGACACGCGUGGUGCACAGACGAAGAACAACGCCGACGAACAACGACGCCGACCAAGCGCAAUUGACGGAUCGACAAGAGCGCUGCUCCAGCAAGAGGGAAUUGCAUCUGGCCAAGACCAACCGAGUCGAGUUGAGUCGGGUCGAGUCGAGUCGAGUUGCAAGGCAGCCCUGAUUUUUAUCGCCAUCGACGCUCCUUAUUGGCACCAGCCGGGCCAACCUGCACUGACACAGCGGCGGCAGAGAACGCGUGGCUUCUUCUGCGGCUUGCUUCGACGCCGGCAUUGAUACCGACAAUGUUGAUACCGGCGAUGGCGACGGCGAUGGCGAUGACCCCCGCGGCCUGUCUGCCUGCUUGUCUGUCUGCCACCCAGUCCGAAUGCCAGGCCGGCCCUCCCCACCGGCGCGGCUCGCCGCAAAGCUCCUCGAUGGCGCUGGACUGACUCGGACACCUGACCGCUCCAAUCGGGACGGCGGUGGCGGCGGCCCGGGCUGGUUCGAAUCGCGUGCGACCAAGACCGGCUUGCAGGCGCUGUCGGGGAACGCCGUCGCUUGCUUGCUGUGGGAGGACAAACGCUGCAGAGGCCUUUCGACGGACGCGCGUGGAUCGGCAGCAACAGAAGCUUCUUUGCGCACAUCGAUCUCCUCCCGAUCGGCCACGAUCCACCUGGCCGCAGUUACUGCAGCCGCUACCCACCAGCUGCCCAUCUCUAUCGCCCGGGGCAUAUCAAGGUUUACAAUCGGUCCACCCCGCGGCUCGAACGCC